This is a messenger RNA of Populus nigra (black poplar), 2209 nucleotides long. Its product is annotated as transcription factor bHLH30-like. The transcript has 2 exons. The coding region runs from base 662 to 1741 and encodes 359 amino acids. Gene Ontology annotation, biological process: regulation of DNA-templated transcription. Lineage: Eukaryota; Viridiplantae; Streptophyta; Magnoliopsida; Malpighiales; Salicaceae. The record is from RefSeq and is a predicted model, not a curated record. Gene Ontology annotation, molecular function: protein dimerization activity; DNA-binding transcription factor activity.
AGCUACAGAGAUGGAUGGAUGAAUAGAGAAUGCCGUAAGAAGAAAGGAAAGGAGACUAGCAGUACUUACAGACUCUAUAUAUUUAGAGUGGUGGGAGAGAGAAAAAUGUUAAGAGAGGUGCAGAUCAGCACAGAAGUAGAGCAUAAAACAACAAAGGAACCAAAAAGAUACCCAUCAAAGCACCAAAGAAAAAGAAAGCUUAUAUAGUUGAAGCUUAGGAUAGAAAGGGUCAUCACCACAUCCUUCUCACAAAGCCUGUGCCAUCAAAAAGAAAACUUACCCAAGUGAGAGAUAUUGAGCGAUUCAUUCAUUUGAUAGAGAGAGAAGCCUGAAACUUUCUUUCUUUGCCUUUUCUUACCUUCUCCACCACCACAAGAGAUAAGAGUUUAGAGCACUGAAAAGGAUCCAUAUAUCCAUCUCAGUACACCAUAAAAUAUCAAAGAGAUUAUAAUUAAGGUCUGUCUCUCCUUGUGUUAUCUUUUGCUUCUUGUUUCUCUUUCACUUCUUCUCCCUAUUGAAAGUAUAUAUAACCCAUUACUCUCCAUCUCCUCUUUAACCUAUAUCUCCACAGCAACAAGGAAGUGACCCAUAUGAUUACAACUUCAAAGCAAUAGAAUUCUCAAUCUUUUUUCUUCCUCUAUAGAGUGAAAAGGAGAGAGAUAUGUGUGGACUUAAAGAGGAAGAUCAAGGAGAGUGUUCUCAAACCAUCCAUAACCUACAAAACUACCAAGAGCAGCUACUUCUACAAUACCACCAACAAAUGCAACAGCACCAACAACAACAAAGCAGUGAUAUCUAUGGAGGAGCUAGAGGAUCAGGAUUUAUUUUCCCUGAAGUUUCACCUAUCUUACCAUGGCCUCUCCCCCCUGUUCACUCUUUCAACCAGGCGCACUUCACGCCAAACCACCCAGUUCGUGAUCAUGACCCAUUUCUUAUCCCUCCUCCAGUACCAUCCUCAUACGGGGGUUUAUUCAAUAGAAGAGCUCCUUCCCUUCAGUUUGCUUAUGAUGGUACCCCAAGUGAUCAUCUUCGGAUCAUAUCUGACACUCUUGGACCGGUGGUUCAACCCGGUUCAGCUCCUUUCGGUUUACAAGCUGAGUUGAGCAAGAUGACUGCUCAAGAAAUUAUGGAUGCUAAGGCUCUUGCUGCUUCUAAGAGUCACAGUGAAGCUGAGAGGAGAAGAAGAGAGAGAAUCAACAACCACCUAGCUAAGCUACGCAGUUUGCUACCCAGCACCACCAAAACAGACAAAGCUUCACUGCUAGCAGAAGUGAUCCAACAUGUUAAAGAACUAAAACGCCAGACUACUUUGAUAGCCGAAACAAGUCCAGUACCAACAGAAAUGGAUGAGCUAACAGUGGAUACGGCUGAUGAAGAUGGUAAGUUUGUGAUCAAAGCAUCACUUUGCUGUGAAGACAGGCCUGAUCUCUUGCCUGACCUAAUAAAGACCUUGAAAGCUUUACGUUUAAGAACAUUAAAAGCUGAGAUCACAACACUUGGUGGACGUGUAAAGAAUGUUUUGUUUAUUAGUGGUGAAGAAGAUUCAUCAAGUGAUAGCAAUGAUCAACAUCAGCAGCAGGAACCACUACAAUAUUCUAUAAGUUCGAUUCAGGAAGCAUUGAAAGCAGUUAUGGAGAAGACUGGAGGUGAUGAGUCUUCCUCGGGAAGUGUUAAGAGACAGAGAACCAAUAUCAAUCUCCUUGAACAACAACAACAACAACAACAGCACAGGUCUCUAUAAUUUUACUAAGAGAUCAGUACCUUACUCUUCUAAUGCCUCUCCCUUCUUUUUUUCUUUGCUUGUGGGUGUGUUUUUUUGGUGUGUUUGGUGUAGUUUUUGCCAGUUAACAAAGAAGGCAAUGAUGGUAUAUUGGUGUGUGUUUUUGGACUUACAUCACUACAAAAUAUAGUAUACGUAGAUAGUGAGAGAAUUAAAGAGGGCGUGGAUUAUAUGGGUUGGUACGUUCUUGGUGGGGUUACCUUCCCAUUUUGCUGUCGGGUGGUUGUGCUGAGAAAAAGGAAUGGGAGAGAAAUCACACAGAGAGGAUCGAGAAGGGCAAGCACUAGCCAACAAAGAAAAUAUUGGCAGAGAGGAGGAUGCAUGUACUAAAAGUUGUAUUCAAACCAUGGGAUCAAAGGAAGCUAUAUAUGGUCCAUAUAUAUUUUUCCUUGUUAGGAUUUAAUAUAAGGUUUCUCUUCCAACGAAAAA